AUGAAAACCAAAACUCCAAUCUCACUCAACUUAAUUGUUUGUGCAACCGUAGGAAAUGGAAUUGGUAAAUCAGGAAAACUACCUUGGAAAUUAAAAAAAGAUAUGAAAUAUUUUAAAUUUAUAACUUCUUUUAUUCCUUCUUCAAAAUCAACAUCAAGAUUAAAAUCGACUGAAAUCGAAAACCAAAACCAAAACUUAAAGAAUGUAGUGAUUAUGGGAAGAAAAACAUGGGAAAGUAUUCCAAGGAAAUUUAAACCUUUAGAAAACCGAAUUAAUAUAAUUGUUUCUAGAAAACAAACCUAUGAAUCACUUGGAUUAUCAAAAGAUUCAAAAGACGUUUAUUUAACCAAUUCGAUUCUAAACGCCUGUGAAAUCAUCCAAACCCUAAACAUAUAUAAAACUUAUUUAAUUGGAGGAUCUGAACUUUAUAACCAAAUCAUCAAAACCCCAAUCCUAGCAAACAUAUACGAAUUAAAAACGAUUUUAUUAACCAGAGUUUUAGGUGAUGAUGAAGGAUUUGAAUGUGAUACGUUUUUAAGUGAUUUUAAGGAAACUGGAAACUGGAAAAUGAGUGACAAUCAAAGGUUUUUGGAAUGGAUCAGUUUGGGAAUCGAUGAGGGUGAAAAGAUUGAUUUACAGGAUGAACUUGGGUUUAAUCUUUUUGAAGUUAAUGAUGAUGAUGGUAAUAAUCAAAUCGAAUUUCAAUUAUGGGAACCUAAUUCAUUAGCUUCUUCGAAAGAGAAUUGA
Messenger RNA from Melampsora larici-populina 98AG31, 747 nucleotides. RefSeq lists its product as uncharacterized. Lineage: Eukaryota; Fungi; Basidiomycota; Pucciniomycetes; Pucciniales; Melampsoraceae. The transcript is spliced from 2 exons. Bases 1 to 747 code for a protein of 248 amino acids. Gene Ontology annotation, biological process: tetrahydrofolate biosynthetic process; glycine biosynthetic process; dihydrofolate metabolic process. The record is from RefSeq and is a predicted model, not a curated record. Gene Ontology annotation, cellular component: mitochondrion. Gene Ontology annotation, molecular function: dihydrofolate reductase activity; NADP binding.